AUGUCUCUGGUCGAGAACUUGUCCGACUUCUCGUCUCUCUCCUCGCCUCUGCCUCCCGCUCCUGACGAUGACCUCUUCACCGAGCAACAGCUGGACACGCUCUUCUCGAUCCUGGAGGUCUUUGUGCCGUCGAUCCCCAUCUCCGCCACCUCGAAAGCCGGCCACCCUACAGAGUUCGACGAGGCCCUUGCGAAACUAAAGCCGUAUCAGCCAGAAGGGGCCUCUGAAGAUGUCGCACGAGCCUAUCUGCGCGAGGAUGCCGUCUCACAUCCUGACUUCAGAGAGACUGUGGUGCGGAAAUUCAAGCUCACCGUCCCCGCUUCCGACUCGCAAGGACUGGCCUUUCUUCUCUCCCUGCUCAAUUCCUCCGUGGGCUCCUACCUCCUGACAGGAUACACCACGCCCCUUCACAAACAAGACCUCGAAACCCGUUCGAGAAUAAUCUGUGGGUGGUCCAGGUCGAGGUUACCACUCCUAAGAGGAGUAUACAAGUCCCUCGGCGGCCUAGCGAAACAAGUUUGGGUUGCUACGUCUCCCGGUCUGUACCGCUUUCUCGACUUCCCCAGUGUCCCCAAGCAUAUCGAGCGCAACCCAAGCUUCGAUUUCAAAUUCUACGACUUCACCCCUCCGUCAACAUCCACGACCCUCUCAACUGAUGUCGUGAUUGUGGGAUCAGGGUGCGGCGCCGGCGUCGUCGCCUCGCACCUGUCCCGCGCAGGCUUGGAAUGUCUGGUCCUCGAGAAAUCCUACCACUUCCCCUCGACACACUUCCCUAUGUCUGCCGCCAACGCUGGCGAGCACUUGAUGGACAAUGGCGGCAUAUAUCUCUCAGAUGAUGCGUCUGUUGCCAUCUUGGCCGGGAGCACGUUCGGUGGUGGCGGCACAGUCAACUGGUCAGCCUCGUUGCAGCCACCACGACCGGUGCGCGAGGACUGGGCGGCCGACAACCUCCCUCACUUCUUGGGAGCAGAAUACCAGGACUGUCUCGACACAGUGAGUGAGCGCAUGGGCGCCGCAAGGACCACCGACCCCGAGGCCCUCCAAAAGAUUGAGCACAACUUUGCCAACAGGACACUCCUCGAAGGGUCCCGCCGCCUCGGGAUUGCCGUGCAGAUUGUGCCCCAGAACACGGCGUCCAAGCGCCAUUUCUGCGGCUACUGCAUGUACGGAUGCGCCAGCGCGACCAAGCAAGGGCCCGCGAACUACUGGUUCCCCGACGCGGCGGCCCACGGCGCCGAGUUCAUCGAGGGCUGCUGGGUCGAAGAGAUCGUCUUUUCCGAGAGGAACGGCAUCAAGACGGCCACGGGGGUCAAAGCCACAUGGACGUCCCGCGACCGCAAGACCUCGCGACAACUCACCAUCUCGGCCCGACGAGUCAUCGUGGCCGCUGGAACUCUACAAUCACCCUUGGUCCUCCUGCGUAGCGGACUGAAGAACCCGCACAUCGGAGCGCAUCUGCACCUCCACCCGACGAGCACCGUGUGGGCGACGUGGCCGCAGCGGACCAACCCGUGGGAAGGCGCGAUCCUGACUGUGGCCAUGACGGGGCUCGAAGACCAAGACGGCAAACACCACGGGCCCAAGGUCGAGGUCAUCUGCGCGACCCCGGGAUUCGGCCUGCUCACCCUGCCCUUCCGGCCCAAGCACGCCCUGAACGCCAAACCGGGGGAGAGCGCACUGUCAGCUGCCAUCGAAUGGCGUCUCAGCGCCGCUAAGCACGGCUUCUCGACGGGCUUCGUCUGCAUCACCCGCGACGCCGACACGGGCAGGGUAUACCUCGACCCCAAGGACACGACGCGUCGACGGCCACGGAUCGCGUACACGCCCUCGGCGCGCGACCGACGACACCUGCUGGCCGGCGUCGUGGGCGGCAUGCAAGCGGCCUUUGUCAUGGGCGCAUUGGAGAUCGACUCGGGCCACCCGUCCGUCGAUCGCUGGGUGCGGCCGUCGCACGCGCAAUCCACAUCUAUACCUACCACGGACGACGACGAAACAUCUUUUGCCUACUUCGUCGACGACGUCCGCCGCGCGUGGCUCGCUGACCCGGGCGUCCUGGCCGCAGGCUCCGCCCACCAGAUGGGCUCAUGCCGCAUGGCGUCGUCCCCGAAAACCGGCGUCGUGGACUCCAACGGCAGGGUCUUCGGCACCGAGGGCCUGUACGUCGCGGACGCGAGUGUCUUUCCCUCAGCGAGCGGCGUGAAUCCCAUGGUCAGCACCAUGGGCGUUGCCGAGUGGAUUGCCAGGGGCAUCGUGAGGGAGGUCAAGGGUGCGUGA
This is a messenger RNA of Fonsecaea nubica, 2274 nucleotides long. RefSeq lists its product as hypothetical. Gene Ontology annotation, molecular function: flavin adenine dinucleotide binding; long-chain-alcohol oxidase activity. The coding region runs from base 1 to 2274 and encodes 757 amino acids. The record is from RefSeq and is a predicted model, not a curated record. Lineage: Eukaryota; Fungi; Ascomycota; Eurotiomycetes; Chaetothyriales; Herpotrichiellaceae. The transcript has a single exon.